CAGUUUAUCUUGUCAUGUGCAACAAACUGUAGAGGUACUUUCUAGGUAUAAAUAUGUUUAGAAGGCAAUAUAGAUAUAGUUCACCCUUCAAUAAAGACUUGUACUCAUUUACUUACGACUUGCCAAAGCUUCUGUUCCGCUAACAGGUCAAAGUCUGCAUACGCCCCAGUACUGAUUAGGGUUUGUGUUGCUCAUAAAUAUUGUGUGUGUGUAUAUUCCAGCUUUUUGAUGACUACUGAUAGCUUCAACAGAAAUCGAAACACUUACGAGAUUAAAUGCAAACAGUCAGAGACCGAUCUGUUCUGGUAACUCAUCCUGAAAACAUAUUUCAAAGUCAAGCUGUGUGUAAUUUUGCGGAGGAGAUACCAUGGGCUGUUGGGCAAAGCUGAAGUCCUCUGGAUGGGCUUAUCCCACUACAGUACUGUCAGUCUACGGCUUUCUUGCUAAUUGCCGAGUAGCAGAGCCCUUCCUGACACCUUACCUAAUUGGACCAAACAAGAACAUCUCUGAGGAAGUGGUGACCAACUACUUGUUUCCUAUCUGGACAUACUCCUACCUGGCCUUUCUUUUUCCAGUUUUUCUCUUGACUGACUUCCUGAAAUACAAGCCUGUUAUUGUUGUACAGGGACUCUUUCUUGUCAGCAACUAUAUCUUGCUAUCCUUUGCCCCUGGCCUGCCUGCAAUGACCUUCCUUCAGGUCAACUUUGGAGUUGUGACUUCCACAGAAGUGGCCUACUUCUCUUAUAUAUAUAGUGUGAUUCCACUUGAAAAUUAUCAAAGGGCUACAAGUUAUCUGCGCAGCGCUAUGCUGACUGGAUAUACAUUUGGCGCCAGCCUUGGCCAAAUGCUUGUCUCCCUUGGAGGAGUGGAUUAUUUCUACUUAAAUGCUAUAACUCUGGGGGUUGUUUGCCUAGCUUUUCUCGUCUCCUUCUUGUUGCCCAUGCCCAAAAAAAGCAUGUUCUUCAAAGGGGAAAAGGCUGUCGGGUCCCAGUCGCAGGACGAAGGGUCAUUCAAAAACAAUAGACAAAGAGAUUCAGAGAUGGACCAAAAUGGAGAAUCCUUGGACGAAGAGAAAAUGGCACAUGAUGGCAGUGCUGGCUGGUGCAGCAGGGAAAGUGUGACCACUGCAGGUCAUUUACUUUGGAAAAGCUUCAAGGAAUCAUACUCUUCUAGGCAUUUAGUGUACUGGUCCCUGUGGUGGGCUUUGGCCACAGCUGGCUACAUGCAGAUCUUUAACUAUAUCCAGCUCAAGUGGGACCAUAUAGAACCAUCUGCCACAUCAUCUAUCUACAACGGAGGAGUAGAAGCUGUAUCGUCUGUUGUGGGUGCUGCUGCAGCUUUCUCUGUGAGCCUCAUCAGAGUGACCUGGGCCAUGUGGGGAGAGCUGGCACUGGGGCUGUUCUCAGCUGUGUGCUCAGGUGCUGUGUAUAUGAUGGCAUUCACCAGCAGUAUCUGGGCAUGCUAUGCUGCAUAUGUCAUAUUCAAAUCCUGCUACAUGUUUCUCAUUACCAUCACAACAUUUCAGAUAGCAUCGAACCUCACCAUGGAGUGUUAUGCUUUGACGUUUGGGAUCAACACGUUCAUGGCCCUCUUAUUGCAGACUAUUAUCACAGUCAUUGUUGUAGAUGAAGCAGCACUGGGACUGGACAUUGCCACACAGUUUAUCAUAUAUGGCAGCUAUUAUGCUGCCAUCUCCGUUCUCUUCCUUGUCCGAGGGACCUACACCGCCUGUGUGCAUCGCCGCUCUCUGGAUAGGACAGAGCCAAGGAGGUGAUCUCUGCUGAAUGUUUGUGAUUCGUAAAAAUAAAAGGAUUGUGUCUAAAAAAUG
Messenger RNA from Girardinichthys multiradiatus, 1828 nucleotides. It is a transcript of the gene slc19a3b, whose product is annotated as solute carrier family 19 member 3b. The record is from RefSeq and is a predicted model, not a curated record. Gene Ontology annotation, biological process: vitamin transport; transmembrane transport. Bases 368 to 1774 code for a protein of 468 amino acids. The transcript has 8 exons. Lineage: Eukaryota; Metazoa; Chordata; Actinopteri; Cyprinodontiformes; Goodeidae. Gene Ontology annotation, molecular function: vitamin transmembrane transporter activity. Gene Ontology annotation, cellular component: plasma membrane.